Molecule: messenger RNA, 1542 nt
Organism: Macrosiphum euphorbiae (potato aphid)
Lineage: Eukaryota; Metazoa; Arthropoda; Insecta; Hemiptera; Aphididae
Source: the annotation of a GenBank genome assembly
AUGACAGAGGUCUAUCAGUCUUUGACCACGAAACCCGCUAAUUUAUCGAGAAACGACAUCAUCCGGAGCUGUUUUACAUAUGAAUCUGGUUUGGUACUACUGGUUGGUGACUCUACCAUCUAUCAUUUCGGGAAAACGGAUGAAGGACGGAGAUACGAGAGAAUCGACACGUUCAUUAAGGAAGAGUAUCGGUACUUGCAACAGGGAGAUUUAAAGGGCGAGUUAUCGAUGCAUUACAUAGAGAGCGCGUGUGUUAGCCCCAACGGCAAGAUAUUGACGUUCAUCACGAAACGGCCUCAACUGUACCAGGUCCUUCUGUCUCAGCUGGAUGAAAACGAUGACGUACCGGCAAUGCCUAAUUUGCCCACCAUACCCGGACCACUCGGCGUGGAUAUGCAUCAUGGCGUCGUAGAGAGCUUAUCGACAAGCUUGUGGAAACCGUUCCUGAUGACAUGCGGCAAAUUGGAUUUCACCAUCAAGGUGUGGGACUAUGUGCAGUGCACGUUGCUGCUGUCUAAACACUACCCAAAACAGGUGUGCGUCGUUUCAAUGCACCCCACCGGACUGUAUUCCGUAACAGCGUUUUCGGACCACAUGGAGUUCCAGAUGGUUCAGAUGGACGAUCUUGUGCCGUUAGAAAAUUUCCCAAUCAGGAACUGCACAGCGGUCACGUUCAGCGGAUCCGGUCACAAGUUUGCAGUGGCUAAACCAGGCGCCAUAGACGUCUACUGCUCGAUAUUGUUCGUAAAAUGUUUUUCAUGCCACGGACACUUGGGACCUAUUGAGAAGUUGGUCUGGUGCAACCACGACUUGAACAUAGUCGCUUACGACAUCGUUGGUGCCAUAUGCACAUUCGACACAAAAACCGGAAAUGUACUCAUGCACAUUGCGCCCUACUCGGGAGCGGCUUAUACGGAUUUGGCAGUUGCGCAAGACGUUAAUCAAUUAUUCGUCAUUGCCAGGGAUGGCAGUUUGAAAGAAGUCUACGAUCGAAAGGUUAAACGUGAAGUGAACUUCUAUGGAACACCGUUGAAUGCAGUAUCCAUUUCUAAGUCAAAUUUGAUUUUAUUCAUAGCAGCCGAAAAUGGCAUUAUAUUGACAGUAAUAUUACCUAUGGGUGUUCAAAUCGAAUACAAAGAAUUCAAAAUCCACAGUCAUAGCAUCAAGAAGAUGUGUUUGGGGACAGACGGCUCAGUUUUGGUUUCUUGUUCAGAAGAUUCGAAUAUAUGUGUAUGGGAAGUGAAAAACACAGCGAAUAAGUCUAGGAAGAUUGAUAAACCGCUUGUAUAUACUGAUGACAUAUUAGUCAACUUGUCAAAGUACGAUAAAUUGCAUGAAAAUAUCAAGAAAAUUGAAACAGCGGUGAAUAAAUUAGAGACAGAAAAUACAAUUAAUGUAAAUACAACUAUAAAAGCAAAUGAACAGGAAAUUAAAGAUAUAAACAAAGCAAACACAACACAAUAUUUUGAAACCAUUAAAAAAAAUGAAGUAAUAACCUUUGUAUUGAAAAUGAAUAAUAAUACAAUAUUAAUAUAUAAGUGA